UCUCACGUGCUUAUCAAUGGAACUUGCCGUAACUAGACUUCUCGGACAGCCCAUGGAAAUUUCAGCCCUUCCUGGUCGCUUGAUUCUACUGUACAAAAUUCAAACCGGCAACAAACAAUUCACGAUGCUACGAUGGCGUGGAAUGAAUGAUGCAGUAUUGAUGGCGUAUCAACUGAAUGAAUGAUUGCAAGUUCCCUCUCAUACACACACACGCGCGCAUAUAUAUGUACAAGAUGGACCCACCGGGAUCCUUUCGAGUGGUGCUUCUAUUGUGCAGCGUUGCCGUUUGCUUGGCUCAGAUAACGGAGCAGCUUGUAUGGACAAAUAACGUAGGCAAGCCGGAGACGACAUUGGGUGGGAAAAACCAUGAUCGAACUACAACUGCAGAUGCUCGCGACCCGCCUGGACUUGAACCCUGGGCUGUGGUUUUCAUCGUCGCAGUAGCCAUCAUCUUCGUGUUCGGAAUGACUGCUCUUUUAAUCUAUGCCUACUUCAAGGAUAGAGCGGAAGGAAAGCUAACAUUUGGGCGUACUACGCGAAACAUUCUUCGGUGGCGCGGAGGUGCAUCAACGAGGAUCUGGCGCGGAAGCACGGUCCCGGUGGCCCAUUUCCCUGCAUACGUCUUACAGAUGAGAAAGGACAAUAAAGGUGGCUUCAGCGCCCAGUUUAAGGAGGUACAAGACGUGAGCCCUCUCUUCCCAACUCAAGUGGCUGAGCUCAAUAUUAACAAACCGAAGAAUAGAUACCAACACAUUGGUCUGCCAUUUGACAAUUCAAGAGUGCAACUGAUUCCACUAACCACUGAACCAGGUUCCGACUACAUCAAUGCCAGCUUCAUUCCUGGCUGUGAGUCCGGAUGUGAGUAUGUGGCUGCUCAGGGGCCCCUCGAGAAUACAGUGAAUGACUUCUGGCGACUCAUCUGGGAGCAGCAGAUAGCUGUCAUCGUCAUGUUGACUCGGGUGGAGGAGGACGGCUGGAAAAAAUGUGAGCGGUACUGGCCGGAGGAAGGUGUGGAAGAAAACAUGGGCGGCUUCCAGGUUAGCCUUGUGUCGGAGAAGCAGACAAACAAAUCAAUCAUCACCAGAGUCUUCCAGAUGGAAAAGGAGUCACAGGAGGCUGAUGAGUCACACGUGCACAUGGUGCACAGCCUACAGCUGCUGAGCUGGGAAGAGCUGACGAAGCCAGCCUGCCCCGACAGCGUGCUGGCCCUCGUCGAUGAGCUGCAGCAGAUACGCGUGUCAGCGCUCAGUGAUGCGGAGAGACAGAAGCCCGUACUCGUACAUGGCAGUGCUGGGGUUGGAAGAACAGGUGCAUUCAUAGCCAUAGAUCGACUUUUGACAACCGCCGAACACAGUAAGACAUUGGACGUGUUCAAGACCGUCAUGGAAUUGCGCAUUCAUCGACAACGCAUGGUUCAGACAGAGGAGCAAUACAUCUUCAUUCACGAGUGUAUCAGAGAGAAAAUGCUUCAGAGAAGCAACAUAGUUUCGAUUUCCGACGAGGAGAGCGUAGCAACCACUUCCAAGUCACAUAGCGUCGUUACUUUGCCGAGGAAUCUGGAAGUUGACAGCAACAGUAACGAGCUGACGUUUGUACACGGCAAAUCAGUCACGCUACCAAGCGUCGGCAGAGCAAAUGCAUCGUCUCGCACGAAUGCUGCCGGCGCUGAUACGCGACCGGAGAAGUGGUCGUCGAUAGAUCUGCAGGACGCGCCUGCGGAACCCGAGCCCGCCGCCGCGCACCUCACGAUGUCUCAAACGUUGAGCGUCGAGGUCUUCAAAAUGCUUAACUUCGGCAGUAAAAUCAGUCGAGACAAAGACGCACGCCGCACGAAAGCGACGACUGCGGGCGGUUUAAAUGCAGCGGCGAGGGCCGAUGCUCCGACGACAACGAGCACCUCUGUGAAAGAGCAUACGUACAGUGGCGCCUCUAGCGAGGCUGACGAAACACGCAGACGCCCCGAUGCCACUGAUGGCAGCCUUCACAAAACUGCUGACAGUAAUCCAAGCGUGUAUGCGCAGAGAGAUUCGGGAUAUGUCGAGGGAAUGACUAACCGAUACGAGGGAGAAACACCGUUAGAAGCGAAUCAGCAACUGUGUCGUCGGUCGCCGAGUUAUCAGACCUUGGACGUAGCCGUGAACGAACACACGGAUACAAACUGGUGGUCAACUCAAAACAUGUAUUCUGCUAACGAUGACAUUGACGUUUGAUUAUAACAGAAUACAUAACGUUAAAUAACGUACUGCUGAUCACAUGAUACCGACGGUAGAUAAAUAGCUAGUUUAUGUCAUGAUGCUCACCAUGAAUUAUCAUGAAUAAAACUAAAUAACAGUUGGGCAGUCAUCUUUAUUUAGAUGCCUAAUGCCUCGUUCGCUAACUUUAUAGCUUAAUGACAUCGUGUGCUAAGCACGUUGAACCUAUAUGGGAUUGUGCAGUGGACCUACAUCCCUUAGAGCCGGCCCAGGCCUUCGCUGCAUACAUGUCUAAAUUCGUUCUUUACCGUUAAAUAAUAAUUAAUGUCUUUAUUUGGAGAUACGAAAAAACAGAGCGAUGUAAUUAGUCUGUUUUGUAUAGAAACACUAUUUGUCACUUAUAUAAAUAUACAUAUUAGAGGAUAUAUGUUAAAAAUAAAUGUGUAUUGUAAAAGUGUA
Priapulus caudatus is the source of this 2651-nucleotide messenger RNA. Its product is annotated as receptor-type tyrosine-protein phosphatase eta-like. Gene Ontology annotation, molecular function: protein tyrosine phosphatase activity. NCBI's taxonomy places the organism in Eukaryota, Metazoa, Priapulida, Priapulimorpha, Priapulimorphida, Priapulidae. The transcript has 13 exons. Gene Ontology annotation, biological process: protein dephosphorylation. Bases 177 to 2210 code for a protein of 677 amino acids. The record is from RefSeq and is a predicted model, not a curated record.